GGCGGUCAGGGACGGCUUCGGCAACGGCUUGCUGCACUCCGCCGUCCUCGGCGGCAGCCUGCCCAUGUGCCGCUACCUCGUCGAGGACCUCCGGAUGGAUGUCGAUGACGUAGGCCUCAUGGGCGAAACACCUUUCACCGUUGCUGUUGCCCGUGGGAAUAUGGAAUUGGUGCGUUACUUUCUUGAUCAGGGCGCUGAUAAAGAAAAGCUCAACGAUGAUGGGUACACCCCUCUCCAUUUAGCCACCGGGAAAGGAGUUGAAAUGGUAGACCUCUUACUCUCCAAAGGCGCUAACCCCAAUUCACUAAAUCAUGGUGGGACAGCACUGCAUCUUGCUGCUAUCCAUGGCCAGGAUGAUAUUAUGAAGGUUUUGUUGGACCACCAUGCAGAUCAUAAGCUAGCUUUGAGUGGUACUGAUCAUACAGCUCUUGUUCUUGCUACUGUCGCGUGCUCGCUGAAAUGUGUGAAACUUCUGCUUGAGGCUGGUGCUGAUGUGGAUGGUAUUGGUAAAGAUACACCCUUAAUCAUCGCUGCCAUAGAUGGUUCAACUGACAUCCUUAAGUGCUUAGUUCUGGCUGGUGCAGAUGCUAAUGUUACUGACACUUAUGGACGCACUCCUCUAGAAAUUGUUGCACGUUCUGGUCGGCGUGAACAUGUUGAAAUUCUUUUUCCGGUCUCUACUCGUCUUCGUAAUGUGCGUGACUGGAGUGUUGAUGGAGUCAUUCGUCAUGUAAAAUCAGUGCGCCCAGCAAAGAAAACUAUGCUUGCUAGUGCAAAAUCCAAAGCACACCAGGCGUUCAAGAGUGGGAAUUAUCUUGUUGCAGUGAAAAUUUAUGAUGAGGCAAUGAAACUCAACCCUGGUGAUGCAACCUUGCUCUCAAAUAGGAGCCUAUGCUGGCUUCGCUUCGGUUAUGGGAAGGAGGCCUUGGAGGAUGCUCAAGCUUGCAGGAGGAUGCGACCUGGCUGGGCAAAGGCCUGCUACCGUGAAGGAAGUGCUCUGAUGUUACUGAAGGACUAUGAAAAGGCAUGUGGUGCAUUUCUUGAAGGUGUUAAAUUGGAGGCAGGGAACACAGAGAUUGAAGAAGGGUUAAGGCCGUCAGGAGCUCUGCUCAUUGUACUCAAAGGAAGGCAGAAGGCCUAAAUCAAAUUUUG
This is a messenger RNA of Lolium rigidum, 1152 nucleotides long. RefSeq names its product 26S proteasome non-ATPase regulatory subunit 10-like. NCBI's taxonomy places the organism in Eukaryota, Viridiplantae, Streptophyta, Magnoliopsida, Poales, Poaceae. The record is from RefSeq and is a predicted model, not a curated record. The coding region runs from base 65 to 1141 and encodes 358 amino acids. The transcript has 10 exons. Gene Ontology annotation, molecular function: protein binding.